Molecule: messenger RNA, 549 nt
Organism: Vicia villosa (hairy vetch)
Lineage: Eukaryota; Viridiplantae; Streptophyta; Magnoliopsida; Fabales; Fabaceae
Exons: 1
Coding region: 1-549 (182 amino acids)
Molecular function (GO): RNA-DNA hybrid ribonuclease activity; nucleic acid binding
Source: RefSeq, a predicted model, not a curated record
AUGGGUCCAAUCAAGUACCUCUUGGAGAAACCUGCUUUGACUGGAAGGAUUUCCUGCUGGCAGAUGUUAUUAUCAGAGUACGACAUCAUAUAUCGUGCUCAAAAAGCUAUCAAAGGAAGCGUUCUAGCUGAUAAUUUAGCUUAUCAACCCAUUAAUGAUGAUCAAUCGUUACAAGAUGACUUCCCAGAUGAAGAGAUCAUGCAUUUGAAAUCAAAAGAUUAUGAAGAGCCUUUACUAGAAGAAGGGCCAGAUCCUGAAUCUCUAUGGGGUUUGAUAUUUGAUGGAGCUGUUAAUGCUUAUGGUCGUGGAAUUGGGGAAAUCAUUGUCAUGCCUCUAGGUUCUCACAUACCAUUUACUGCAAGACUAAUGUUCGGCUGCACUAGUAAUAUUGCAGAGUACGAAGCUUGUAUCAUGGGACUAGAGGAAGCCAUUGAUCUUAGAAUCAAAAUUCUGGAUGUAUAUGGAGAUUCUGCUCUAGUCGUUAAUCAAAUUAAAGGAGAAUGGGAGACUCAUCAUCCUAGUCUAAUUCCUUACAGAGAUUAUGCCUGA